AACGAGGGGUGAACGACUAGUAAGUUUAGGCAGAAAAUUUUCAGAAAAUAUUUUGAAUUUAAUUUUCUCCUUCUAGAAUUUCUUGAAAUGGCUCGCCGUAUCGCUCAAUCCUCUAUUAACUGGACCGCAAUUGCGGAACGUGUUCCACCUGCACAGAAAACUAAUUUCAUUGCUUUUAAAUCGAAGAGUGAUAAAUAUUUGAGAAGUGUUCUCGCUAAUCCAGAAGCUCCCCCAAAGAUUGACUGGGCGGUGUACAAAAAUAAGGUUCCCAUUGCCGGAAUGGUUGACAGUUUCCAGAAGCAAUACGAAUCCAUGAAGGUUCCGUAUCCAGCGGAUACUACGUCAGCUCAAGUUGAUCAGCAAAAGGAACAAGUGACCAAACAAAUUAAGCAGUUUGUCGCUGAUUCCCAAACUCGUAUUGCUGAACAUGAAAAGGCGAUUGCACACUUGAAGUCAUUAUUGCCAUUCAAUCAAAUGACCAUGGAAGAUUUCAAAGACGCAUUCCCUGAAGCCGCCUUGGAUCCUCUUAACAAUCCUACAUUCUUUCCUCAUACCGAUGACGAACAACCUCAUCCAGAUGAUGAUAAGAAACCAACAGAGCAUCAUUAAAUUUUUUCAUUCUCUAGAACGACAGAGUGAACUGAAAUUGGGUUUCAAACCGGAAUUCUGUUUAGAAGAGUAGAUUGAUGGAUUAAAAAUUAACCGAAAAUAAAAUUCUUUAAUUGAAAGUGAA
Clunio marinus is the source of this 733-nucleotide messenger RNA. NCBI's taxonomy places the organism in Eukaryota, Metazoa, Arthropoda, Insecta, Diptera, Chironomidae. The record is from the annotation of a GenBank genome assembly.